CCCCAGUAUAUUGCUCGAGGAAGUCUUCGUGCGUAAGGUGCUUUCCGAACGGAUGCGGGUUGGUUUGCUGCUCGGUCUUUCUUGUUGUCCACAUUAUGUACGCACUGUCGUUGGAACCUUGGUGAACACUUCUAUGCUCAGUUCCAGCCUCAGUAUCACCCGCCGUCUUCAAUAGCUCCCGCAUGUGUUCAUGCUGUUUGAGUUUGUGCUGUUGGUUUCUUGCCUUGGAAGCUUUCCUGGAGGCUUUGGAACGUCGUGCCGGCUUUGACUUCGACACGUUCAUGGUGAUUUGCCUUGGCAAGCGGUGUCUGUCUGUUGUUGGGCCUAUGAGUUCUUUUGCGUUUUCGCCGGUUGGUGUCCAUUCUCAGGCUCUGUGCAGAGUGUGUGAAUCGAUCUCUUAAGUGUGAUGAUCGAAAACGACCGCUUCCGUUCGCACAAUGCCCACCCAAGAAGAAG
This is a messenger RNA of Fimicolochytrium jonesii, 456 nucleotides long. RefSeq lists its product as uncharacterized. The record is from RefSeq and is a predicted model, not a curated record. Lineage: Eukaryota; Fungi; Chytridiomycota; Chytridiomycetes; Spizellomycetales; Powellomycetaceae. The transcript is spliced from 3 exons. Bases 183 to 401 code for a protein of 72 amino acids.